UAGGCCAUGACGUCGUAGCGCGCUGCUGAGAGUUAGCGUAUAUAAGAGAGUAGCGAUGGUGAGUGUCGCUCAAGCUACCUUCUCCAGUUCUCUUUCUCUGCUCUUCUGUACACCUUGCCUUCCCUCUUCGCUUUUUGUAUCACAAUGUUCGCUCGUACCUUCGCCGUUUUCGUCGCCUUCGCUGCCGCCGUCUCUGCGACGACCGUGACUUUGACGAACAACUGUGGCUACGAGGUCGACCCCGGCUUCUACCCCGCUGCGACAGCCUCUGACGGCUCCUCCACGGGCGGCUUCGCUGUCGCCGCGGGGAGCUCGUCGUCCGUCUCGCUUGACUCCGCCUGGAGUGCAGGAGGCCGGAUCUGGGGCCGCACCGGGUGUGACGCGUCGGGCACCUGCCAGACAGGUAGCUGCACUGGUGGAGAGAACUGCACCGCGCCGGCGGGAAGCGGCGUGACGCUCGCGCAGUUCACGAUCAACGCAUGGAAUAACUUGGACUUCUUCAACCCGAGCACGACAGAUGGCUUCAACGUUGCGGUGACGAUCACUCCCGGAACCGGAUGCACGACCGGCCCCCAGGCUUGCACAGCCUCGGAUGAGGGUGACGGCUGCGGUAUGACAAGCUCUUGCCCGACCGGCACCGACUACACGAUUUCGUUCUGCUGAGCGCAAAAGGCUGCCGUGCCUACCUGGUGCUGUGAAGGAGGAUCUGAAGCACGGUGAUCAUGAAUGGACAAUGGACACUUAUCAGGGACUUCGGCAUAUUGUAUUGUCUCCGUGUUGUACCCUACACCCAGUCAUGUUGUAAUGAACCGUGAUCAUUGUUAUUGACGAGAUGUUCUGCCCUUA
Rhodofomes roseus is the source of this 846-nucleotide messenger RNA. RefSeq names its product Osmotin thaumatin-like protein. The transcript is spliced from 4 exons. Bases 145 to 663 code for a protein of 172 amino acids. The record is from RefSeq and is a predicted model, not a curated record. NCBI's taxonomy places the organism in Eukaryota, Fungi, Basidiomycota, Agaricomycetes, Polyporales, Fomitopsidaceae.